This is a messenger RNA of Aspergillus saccharolyticus JOP 1030-1, 620 nucleotides long. RefSeq lists its product as uncharacterized. The record is from RefSeq and is a predicted model, not a curated record. Lineage: Eukaryota; Fungi; Ascomycota; Eurotiomycetes; Eurotiales; Aspergillaceae. Bases 117 to 386 code for a protein of 89 amino acids. The transcript has 2 exons.
GAACGAAAUGCAGUAUCCAUCCAACAGCUACAGGCAAACAAAUCCCUCAAGUUCAAUCUUCGGUUCUCAGAAUUUCCAACCUAAUCCCAUCAACUGCUUCAUUACUCCUCGCAGCAAUGCCUUCCAAUCCAUUGAGCAGCAUGUACCGGGCCAUCCGCUCCAAGUCCCCUAAGAACAUCAACAAGGAAGACUCUAAGCAAGUCAAAGAACAGACAGUCUCAAGACAAUUUGCUCGAGACGACUCUGCUUCGGUGCUCAGUGAAGCUACAACCCUUGCUCCUCGCAGAGAUGAACAAUCUUCCAAAAAAGGCGCCAUUCAGGAUCAAGAGGAGAUUGACUACAACUCUGUCCGCUACACAAUGCGAGGAAUGGGGAGCCGCUGUUAAUUCCGCGUCGCUCCCGGUGCGCACCGCUAGCUGCACGUUAUAGCGCUUUUCACGAGAGAUGACCACUUGAUGUCAAGAUUGUACGGCAAUGGCCUGGCGAAGGAGGAUAUACACAAAGACUUGGUGUCAUGGGGAUACGGCGCGAUUGUUGUCUGGGAUCUGUCAUGGAGGACAUGUACUAAUGCAUAAUAUGGCACCAUAAAGUGCCCAAAUAUACGCAAAAUGGAACACCAA